Molecule: messenger RNA, 3042 nt
Organism: Sinocyclocheilus anshuiensis
Lineage: Eukaryota; Metazoa; Chordata; Actinopteri; Cypriniformes; Cyprinidae
Product: calpain-3-like
Exons: 21
Coding region: 1-2163 (720 amino acids)
Biological process (GO): proteolysis; negative regulation of apoptotic process
Cellular component (GO): cytoplasm
Molecular function (GO): calcium-dependent cysteine-type endopeptidase activity; calcium ion binding
Source: RefSeq, a predicted model, not a curated record
AUGGCAGGAGAACAGAAGUUCUCAGAAACAUCUGUCCAACUGACUGAAGCUGCUCCACAGACUGUGGGCAGUGGUUUUACUGCCCCGGGAAACAUUUAUUCAGCCAUUUUGAGUCGCAACGAGGCUGUUAAAGAUGCUAGGCGUCUCAAGGACUUUCAGGAGCUCAGAGACAAAUAUGUACGUAAGAAAGUGCUGUUUGAAGACCCCCUGUUCCCUGCCCAGGAUUCCUCUCUCUUCUACAGUGAAAAGUUCCCUCUAAAGCUUGAAUGGAAGCGCCCAUCGGACAUUUGUAGCAAUCCACAGUUCAUUCUUGGGGGAGCCAACAGGACAGAUAUCUGCCAAGGAGACCUGGGAGACUGCUGGCUGCUGGCUGCCAUUACUUGCCUGACCCUGAAUGAUAUAGUCCUGAAGAGGGUGGUUCCCCAUGACCAGAGCUUCACUGAAAACUAUGCUGGCAUUUUCCAUUUCCAGUUCUGGCGCUAUGGGGAGUGGGUGGAUGUGGUUGUGGAUGAUCGACUUCCUACAUACAAAAACCAGUUGGUGUUUACUAGGUCUGGACAGAAGAAUGAAUUUUGGAGCGCUCUUCUGGAGAAGGCAUAUGCAAAGUUACAUGGCACUUAUGAGGCUUUAAAGGGAGGAAACUCACUGGAGGCCAUGGAGGACUUCACUGGAGGAGUAACUGAGUUCUUUGAGAUUACAGAGGCCCCGAAGGACCUGUACAACAUCAUGAGAAAGGCUCUGAAGAGAGGGUCCCUUAUGAGCUGUGCCAUAGAUAUUUUGGUUCCAACUGCUCAAAGGACUAAAACGGCAUCUGGACUCGUGAGAGGCCAUGCAUAUUCAGUCACUGGAGUUGAGCAGGGUAAACGUAAAGAUGGUAAAGACCUUAUGAUCUGUCUUGUUCGUGUGCGAGACCCCUGGGGAGUUGCCCCCCCUCCUGCCUGUAAGUCUAAUGACUGGGCUGCACUAGCCACAUCUGAGCAAGAGAAGGAGAGACUCCGGCCUACAGAGCAAGGGGAGUUCUGGAUGUGCUUUGAGGAGUUUAAGAAGAACUUUACCAAACUGGAGAUCUGUAAUGUCACCCCAGACACUCUUGAGGAUGACAAGAUGCUCAAGUGGAAUGUGACCAUACAUGAGGGCCGAUGGGUGAAAGGCUGCUCUGCUGGUGGCUGCAGAAACUUUCUGGAUACAUACUGGACGAACUCUCAGUUCCGCCUGGUUCUUCUGGAGGCGGACACUAAAGAGAAGACCUGUACGGUGGUGGUGGCAUUAAUGCAGAAGGACAGAAGAAAAGAGCGCUGCUCAGGUGCCACCCUACACAACAUUGGCUUCGCCAUCUAUGAGGUUCCUAAUGAGAUGAAGGGCAACCAACAACAGCUGCCAAAGGACUUCUUCAUUUAUAAUGCUUCUACAGCUCGCUGCAAGUCCUAUGCCAACAUGCGUGAGGUGACGGAGCGUUUUUGCCUGAAACUGGGCGAGUAUGUCAUUAUCCCAUCCACCUUUGAUCCCCACAAGGAGAGCGAGUUUCUGCUCCGAGUCUUCUCUGAGAACAGGAGCACCUCAGAGGUUAUAGGUGCAGAGAUUGAGGGGGAUUCUAUGGAUGAUGUCAAGAAGAAAAUCAAGCCAUUUGAGGAGGAGGAGACUGAAGAGGAAAAGCAGUUCAGAGCCAUCUUUCAGCAGUUAGCUGGAGACGACAUGCAGAUUAAUGCCAAUGAACUCAGAACUGUCCUUAAUAGAGUGGUUGCCAAACAUAAAGAGCUGAAAACAGAGGGGUUCAGUCUGGAGAGCUGCAGAAGUAUGAUUGCACUUAUGGAUACUGAUGGAACAGGCCACCUAAACCUGCAAGAGUUUAAACACUUAUGGAACAAGAUUAAAAAGUGGAAGCUGGUGUUCACACGUUUUGACACCGACAAAUCCAGUACGAUCAGCAGUUUUGAGAUGAGGAACGCUCUUACUGAAGCAGGUUUUCAACUCAACAACCAGCUGUAUGACAUUAUUUGCAUGCGAUACGCCAACGAACACAUGGAGAUGGAUUUUGACAGCUACAUUAGCUGCUUAGUGCGACUUGAGGGAAUGUUCAGGGCAUUCAGAGCCUUUGACAAGGAUGGAGAUGGCAUUAUCAAGCUCAAUGUUUUUGAGUGGCUUCAACUGACCAUGUAUGCCUAAAGACACAAACACAUAUAAGAUCAACCUGGUGGAAAGUCAGUGGUCUUUUCCCGUUUUCAACCUCCAUUAAGUGGAGAAAGAUCUGGAUUCGAAUCAAUUGUACUGUACACCACUGUGGCUUCUUUCUUCAGCAAAUGCGGGUCUAGAACAAACUGGUUUGAUUAUGAGCUACUGAAUGGACCAUGACAGCUCAUUUAGGUCUUGUAAAACACUUAUUUGAUCGACUGUAUGUUUAAGAUUGAUAUGACAAUGUUGUCAUAUUAAAUGUCAUGCCAAAAAUGACACUCAUUUGAACCCAUCCUUGAAAAAUGUGUGUGCUACUGUGCAACUGUAAAUAAUUCAACUAAAUAAAGUGUUCAACUUCGAACGGUUCUAUUCCAGUUGUUACCAUAGCCAUGAUUUGCAGAGCAUAAACAAACAGCACAAAAUAGUACAAUAAAUGUGACCCUGGACCACAAAACCAGUCAUAAGGGUUUUAUGAUUACAUUUAUUCACAAUUAACCUUGAGUAUAAACAAAGCUUCUUGUGCUGGAGUAGCAAGAACACAGAUAAUAAAAACAAGUUAAAAAAACAAUUAUUUUGAACAUUUUAAAAUAUUAUUUCGAUUCCUGUGAAUAAAACAACUAUAAACCUCUGAGAGCAAGAAUGAAUAUGUUAGUUUGAUGUCUUGUAAGCAUUAUUAACUGAACUGAUGAUUCCAUAUUACUACACUACUUACUGUACUAGGCAAAGAAUGAACAUAUUCAACUGAUGCUUUUUUGAAAGUCUUUUAACUGACCCGAAUCUUCAGAUGGAUGGAAGCUUUGCUGGACUCUGAGAUCUCCUUCCAUGCAAAAACUUUCGAGCAAACUUUUUUUUUUUUUUAAACGUGUCAACAUA